ACAUUGAAAGCAAUCAAUCAUUAUGUAAUCCUAUCGACAGUUUCUAGUGUUCUACACCUUCAAAACGUUUUAGUAGUUAGUUCAAAUUUAAAAUGCGUGCCGUACACUCCUCAUUGUUUGUAAUUUGUUUGGUGUUGACUGAAACCUCAGCCCGAAAUGGCUUUGGUCCAACUGAUCAAGACUGGGGAUAUGUUCAAGUACGAUCCGAAAGUCACAUGUUUUGGUGGUUACAUUAUGCUACAAUUAAUAAUGCCACCGAAAUUACACGCCCGUUAGUAGUUUGGUUGCAAGGUGGACCUGGGGGAUCUUCGGCUGGACAAGGAAACUUUAUGGCAUCAGGACCUGUAGAUCUAGACUUGAAGCCUCGCUCUUGGGCUUGGACAAAUCGAUAUAACAUGCUUUAUGUGGACAGUCCUAUUGGUGCAGGGUUCAGUUACACCACCAACAAUGGAUUUGCAAAGAACUCCUCAAUGAUUGCAUCGGACUUUGUUGAAUUGAUGAGAGGGUUCUUAAAGGAACACCCGGAAUUUGAAACAGUACCGUUGUUUAUUCACGGGGAGUCUUACGGAGGUAAAUCAGCGGUGUACGUUACUCAAGCACUACUAAAAGCUCAAAAAGAUAAGAAAAUCAAUAUUAAUCUCCAAGGGAUGAGUUUGGUCUAUCCUGCUGUUGCUAGUAUAGCUAGUAUGGAACAUUUAGGAACCAGAUUAUUUUACAUGGGUGCGGUUGAUCAACAAGAGCGUGAUGAGUUCAACGAAGUUGGUAAACAAAUUACUGAAGCCUACUCAUCUGGCGACAUUGAUAAAGCUAACCUACUAACUGACCAAUUACUAGACCGAGCUAUCUUCAAUCAAAGUUUAAGCACCCACGCUGUAACUGACAAUGAUAUUUACGGCACCUUAAACCAAUUUGAAAAAUUAAAUGAGUUGAUGAAUUCCCAAGUGGGUCCUGCCCUCAAUAUUGCAACUGAUUUCGGUGCGCAGAAACCACUGGUACCUCAAAGUCUUACUGAUCUGAGCAUUCAAUGUAUUGACAUUGUGGAAGAAAUUCUGAACACAAGCACCCUGAAAGUUUUUGUCUAUGGUGGCCAAGUAGAUUGGUUGGUCAGCGCCCAUGAAACAUUCCUCUGGGUAAAAGACCUCAAUUGGUCAGGCAAGAAAAACUUCGCAAAGGCUAUGCGUAAAACCAUAGUGGUUAAUGGUGUUCACGAAGGUUACGAAAAAGUCACUGAACGCCUAGGUUUCUUUUGGAUAAAUCGCGCCGGACACCAGCUACCUGGAGAUAACCCGAAUGCCAUGACGUACGCAACAGAAAAGCUCUUUGGUUAGAUAUCACGGAAGCAUGAGCUGCAACGCACCGCAUGCAUAAUGUUACCGUUACAGGUUGUAAAUGUAAUUAAACGCGUAGUAUGCAAGUUGUUUAUCAUGUUGAAAUUCUUCAAAACUUCGUGGAAUCAUUAAAGAACAUUUCGCAGCGUU
Messenger RNA from Dalotia coriaria, 1478 nucleotides. RefSeq names its product retinoid-inducible serine carboxypeptidase-like. Gene Ontology annotation, biological process: proteolysis. Lineage: Eukaryota; Metazoa; Arthropoda; Insecta; Coleoptera; Staphylinidae. Bases 93 to 1328 code for a protein of 411 amino acids. Gene Ontology annotation, molecular function: serine-type carboxypeptidase activity. The record is from RefSeq and is a predicted model, not a curated record. The transcript has 3 exons.